CGUGGCCCCAUCGGAGGAUUGGUAACUUGAGGACCUUCCAAUUUGAUAUAACCGGGCCGCAUUUGAUUGGAAAGAAAGACAACACAAGGGCCAUUUCGAGAACGGAGUCUGUGUUACGACGCCAUUGUCAUAUUUCAGUGCAAUUCUUGCCAUCAUCUCAUCAUUGUCCGAUUGAGGAAGUCUAUUUCCCGUGACCACCAUCAGUUCGAUUCCGCCUCUUCUUCUUCACCAUGACGAGCCACGAUGAAGCCGCUUCCAAAGACGGCAGUGCUGCUACCACCGGCACUUCUCAGAGCGUUUCUACUCCUCCGGAAGAACAAACCGUCACCGUCCAUCCUCUUGCCUCCGACGACAACAAGGCUCGCCGUCGAUUCGUCACCACCCAUCGGAAGACUCUGGAGCACAUUAACCGCGACAGCUUAUUCAACACACGCUAUGAAGUCCCUGAUCAAAAGAGGAAAAGCGCUUCCAGUUGGCCCAAGAAAACCCUGGGAGCCAUGCAUGAUAAGGCUGCCUCCAGGUCAGCCUACGAUUGGCUUGAGGUAUUCCUACCCAUGGCAAAGUGGCUCAAGACGUACAAGGUCCGAGAUCUUCUUCUCCAGGACGCCAUUGCAGGAUGCACUGUGGGAGUCAUGGUUGUCCCUCAAUCCAUGAGUUAUGCAAAGUUGGCUGGGUUGCCGGUGGAAUAUGGUCUCUACUCUGCCUUGGUGCCGGUUUAUGCCUAUGCCUUCUUUGGAAGUUCUCGUCAGUUGGCCGUGGGACCCGUGGCUUUGAUCUCUCUGAUGCUCAGUACUGGUUUGACCCAUGAGUUGGCAAAGACGGGACAUUCUCCAGAGGAUGAAGACUAUCAAGCAAUCUACAAUACAUUGGCCAUCCAGGUCGCGUUCCUAGUUGGGUGCUUCUACAUUAUCCUGGGUGUUCUUCGACUCGGGUUCAUCACAAUCUUCUUGAGCCACGCUGUGAUUUCUGGUUUCACCACUGGUGCAGCUGUCAUCAUUGGCAUGUCCCAGGUCAAGUACAUCUUUGGGUAUGACGUGAAAGGGAAAACACUGCACAAGGUGCUCAAAGACAUCUUUGCAAACAUUUCCGAGUUCAACUACAAAACGUUCCUCGUGGGUAUUCUUUCCAUUAUUGCCCUGGUGACAAUGAAGCACAUUGGAAAGACUUAUCCCAAAUUCAAAUGGAUGAGAGCCAUUGGACCACUGACCGUGUGCACGAUCACCAUCGUCUUGAAUGUUAUCUUUGAUCUGGAGGGCAAGGGUAUUCCUGUCGUUGGUGCAAUCCCUGUUGGCCUGCCUCCGGUCACAGCUGAUCAAUGGUUUCCAAUUGAGAGCGCAGGAGACCUUAUGCUGGUCGUUUUUAGCAUCACAAUUGUCGGAUUCAUGGAGUCCAUUGCGAUUGGGAAACAGCUGGCCAACAAGCACAAGUAUGAACUCGACAGCUCGACCGAAUUGAUUGGUCUUGGAAUGGCAAACUUGUGCGGAGCCAUGUUUAUGAGUUAUCCCGUCACUGGAAGUUUCAGUCGAUCAGCAGUCAACAACGAGGCCGGUGCGAAGAGUGGCAUCAGCGGCAUCGUAACGGCCACCAUCGUCAUGCUGGUGCUGCUCUUCUUGACUCCCGUCUUUGAACAGAUGCCGCUUGCAGUCUUGGCCGCAAUCGUCAUUUCCGGGGUGCUCGGACUUCUUGAUUACCCCGAAGCGAUCUAUCUCUGGAAAGUACACAAGUUUGAUUUUGCAGUCUGGUUAAUUGCUUGCCUUGGAACCAUGUUCUUGGGCGUUGAAAUUGGAUUGGCCAUUGCCGUCGCCGUGUCGUUGCUCUUGGUGACUUACGAGUCGGCCUACCCUCACACCGCUGUCCUGGGAAGGUUGCCAGGUACCACGGUAUACCGCAACAUCAAGCAAUAUCCCGAAGCAGAGCGCUACGAUGGAAUUGUCAUGGUGAGAAUUGAUGCUCCUAUCUACUUUGCAAACACUCAAAACGUUCGAGAGAAAAUAUCCAAGUACGAAAGGCAGGCAGAAGAACAGCUCAUCGAGCGCAAUGGUUCUGUUAAGUACGUGGUACUCGAGUUCAGCCCCGUGUCGCACAUUGACACGAGCGCCCUCCACAUUCUCGAAGACAUCUACACGACGUAUCGAGAUAGGGGCAUACAGCUAUGCAUUUGCAACCCAGGUGUGACGGUUAUGGAGAAACUCGUUCUGAGCGGCCUUGCAGAUUCCAUCGGGCGACGACAUAUCUUCACUUCUCUCCAUGAUUGCGUGAACUGGUGCUUGGACGAAAUGGACAAUGUCGAGUCCUCGGUCCACGGAUUUACUCCAGAUGAUGUCGAAGAAUCGUUGGCGACCAACGAUGAUAUUGACGACGACAACAACCCGCCACCAACCAACGAGCAGCAAGAGGAAAGCGACAGUAAAGGUGGGUCUGCUGUGGGGAUGGUUUUUGCUGCCGAUGAUAUUGAAGCGGAGAUCAAAGAGCAGAUUGAGAUUGACAGCGAGGAGAAAGGGGUCAAGGUCACCUUCGCUUCGCUUGGCACCGGGCAGCUGUAGCCCUCAAGUCAAUUACAUAUAGGACAUUUCAUUUUUAAACGGCGCUACUAGAACAUUUAUAUUUUUC
Seminavis robusta is the source of this 2610-nucleotide messenger RNA. The record is from the annotation of a GenBank genome assembly. Lineage: Eukaryota; Bacillariophyta; Bacillariophyceae; Naviculales; Naviculaceae.